AUGACUCCGCCAGGAGCAUUUGAGAAACCUAUCCUUGACAUUUAUCAUCCGAACGACGAAUUCAACAUGAAAGCAAGGGCGAAAUUGAAGUCUUGGAAGGACAGUGUCCAAAUCACGGAGUGGAAUGAGCUUCUCACGCGCAGCGAUGUCGUGAAGUUCGUUGUUGUGAGACAUCCACUGACGAGAUUUGUCUCUGUGUGGGACGAUCAUUAUUGUCGUAGCUGCGAGCCGCCGAAAGAUCCAAUGCUAGAAAGAAAUCUGAAUAAAGAUGCUCAAGAUGAAUACCAAAUCUCACUCAACUCACUUGCGCAAGCUGUGGUCGACCAAGCGACUUCGACGGAUAUGUUUGAGGCUCAACUAAAUGCAUGUCGAAUAUGUGAUAUCGAGUACGAUUACAUCAUCAAACUUGAAACCAUCGAUCAAGAUUUACCAUAUCUUAUGGCAAAAAUGGGACGUCUUGACAAUUCAAAAGAGCUGGUUUCUCCAGAAACUGUGCAUCGUAACAAAAAUUCGAAACUGUACGGCUACUUUUUCGAAACCCUUGACCCGUCAGAACUCAAAAACCUCGUGCAGCAUUACUCUUCCGACUUUACCCUUCUUGGCUACACAUUUAAUCUAGCCAAGAACCUUAUUGGUGGUUGGGACUGA
This is a messenger RNA of Oikopleura dioica, 648 nucleotides long. Lineage: Eukaryota; Metazoa; Chordata; Appendicularia; Copelata; Oikopleuridae. The record is from the annotation of a GenBank genome assembly.